GUUCCCAGGCUUCAUAACUGCUCACCGGCUGGAGUCGCUGGCGGGUUGCCGGGUGCGUCAGUUACCGCCGCCCCGGUGUCGUCGGAGGCUGCAGGUUUGCGGGUUUGAACCGCUUGUGCUAAGAUCCGUGUAUCACCAAUAAUGAGACUUGUGAUUCUUGAUAACUAUGACUUGGCCAGUGAAUGGGCAGCCAAGUACAUCUGCAAUUGCAUCGUUAAGUUCAAACCUGGACAAGACAGGUAUUUUUCACUGGGCUUACCAACAGGAAGCACGCCUUUAGGAUGUUAUAAAAAACUAAUAGAAUAUCACAAGAGUGGAAACCUCUCAUUUAAAUAUGUGAAGACUUUUAACAUGGAUGAAUAUGUAGGACUUCCAAGAAAUCAUCCUGAAAGCUACCAUUCUUAUAUGUGGAAUAACUUUUUUAAGCAUGUUGAUAUAGAUCCUAACAAUGCUCACAUCCUUGAUGGGAAUGCCGAAGAUCUGCAAGCAGAAUGUGAUGCAUUUGAAGAGAAAAUAAAAGAAGCCGGAGGAAUAGAUCUUUUUGUUGGAGGAAUAGGUCCAGAUGGUCAUAUUGCUUUCAAUGAGCCAGGAUCCAGUUUAGUUUCGAGAACAAGAUUAAAGACCCUAGCUAUGGACACCAUUUUGGCAAAUGCUAAAUAUUUUGAUGGAGACUUAUCUAAAGUACCAACCAUGGCUUUAACUGUUGGUGUGGGGACAGUGAUGGAUGCUAGGGAGGUGAUGAUUCUUAUAACAGGUGCACACAAGGCAUUUGCCCUGUACAAAGCCAUCGAGGAGGGAGUCAAUCACAUGUGGACUGUUUCAGCUUUCCAACAGCAUCCCCGAACGAUUUUUGUCUGUGAUGAAGAUGCUACUUUAGAAUUAAGAGUUAAAACUGUGAAGUACUUUAAAGGGUUAAUGCAUGUGCACAAUAAACUUGUGGAGCCACUCUACAGUAUGAAAGAAGAAAACUGAAGGAAACUGGAGCAAAGUUCUGCUUGCAAAAGAACCUUUUCUUACUAGAUGAAUUUUCAGCUUAUGCAAUACGAUAAAAAUGGGAACUAUAAAAACAUUUAAAUAGAAAAAAGAACAGCGUGUAUUAAACAUUCCAUAUUUAGAAUGUGUCUGUUUUACACUAGGGUCUAGAACCAAGUGGAUUCCCAAGUGGGGAUUUAUAAAGUAUAGAAGCUAUAUAGCUACCUAUAGCAUAGCAGCAAAAUGUCUGCAUUUAAGAGAUUCUUCACAGGUAUUGUCAGUGACUUAAUCUCUGACUUAUUUACAAGAAGGCACUCCAACCCUUUCCAGUGUCAUAGAAGCCUUCACUUUUGGAAUGUAUUUUUUGUGCAUCACACACAUGCUUGUGCCUGUAGUUGCCUUAGUCAUCUUUCUGCAGUGGUUCUGGACAUCAGAAGUCCUGCCAUUCACUAACCAAGGAAAUCUGAAGAGAUGACAGUGUCCCGCAGUAGUUUACAUCCUUUCAGAAAGGAUCUGUAAGUGCAUGCUUCUAUGCACCUUCCUAUGUAGGACUUUUCUACACAUAUGCUUAUUUUUAUUUAAUGACUUGGAUCAGUGCCCUUAAUAUUGGCAGGUAUCAGCUUUAUACUUAGCUAUAAGGAAUUCCUUUUGAAGAACAUUUUCUGAUUAUUGUUAAAUUUUAUAAAUCAUCCUUAUAUAUGUCUAAAGAAAUAAUUACUGUAAAUGUUUAAAUUGCAAAAAAACUUGUAUAAUUAAGUUGCAAAUAAAAAUAUUGUUUUCUACCUUUAACUCAAA
Chionomys nivalis (European snow vole) is the source of this 1767-nucleotide messenger RNA. It is a transcript of the gene Gnpda2, whose product is annotated as glucosamine-6-phosphate deaminase 2. The transcript is spliced from 7 exons. Gene Ontology annotation, biological process: N-acetylglucosamine catabolic process; N-acetylneuraminate catabolic process; carbohydrate metabolic process. Gene Ontology annotation, cellular component: cytoplasm. The record is from RefSeq and is a predicted model, not a curated record. Gene Ontology annotation, molecular function: identical protein binding; glucosamine-6-phosphate deaminase activity. Lineage: Eukaryota; Metazoa; Chordata; Mammalia; Rodentia; Cricetidae. The coding region runs from base 142 to 972 and encodes 276 amino acids.